Molecule: messenger RNA, 3633 nt
Organism: Pseudomyrmex gracilis
Lineage: Eukaryota; Metazoa; Arthropoda; Insecta; Hymenoptera; Formicidae
Product: organic solute transporter alpha-like protein
Exons: 6
Coding region: 1461-2447 (328 amino acids)
Biological process (GO): transport
Molecular function (GO): transporter activity
Source: RefSeq, a predicted model, not a curated record
CAACCCGUAAUCCUAUCGAAAACGCUAUAUUUGGAAUCUUGUGAAUUAAUUCGAAACGAAACCGCGGGAACGAGCGGUGAACUUGUCCUACAUACGCAGCGACCAAUGUCGCUGAGUUGCAUACGGUAUAUUCGAAACAGUCGUAUAUCGUUUGAGAAUUAUGCGGCAUUAUUGAAAAAUCAUACAUAUGAGUAAAUUUUUUUUGUUUUUAAAAUUUUUGUUCCACAAAUUAUAUGUAGUUGUCAGAAAUUUAUUUGAUUUUUAUUUGGAUGUAAGUGUGAUACUCUUUCUUAAAUAUAAUUCAAUAGUUUGUUUUUCGUUUAUCUGUCAUUGUGUUCGCAUAUCUCGCUGCGACUCUUUUGCAAAAAUGAGUGCGAAUGUGAAAAUAGGCUAAUCGUAGUCUCAUCAAUCGUAGCUCGAGGUUGUAUGAGACAGAAGUGGAAACUUAAUGAAAUAUUAAUGAGACAGAAGAAACGACGAUCUUUAACAAUUCUCCGGCGAGAAGCUGAGCCAAUUUAUCUCUCACCUAUAUUAUUUUAUGUCAGAAUUGUAGUUCCGAUAUCUUUUAUGCAAAAUACAUCGUGCGCGCGCAGUUAAACUCGCCGCGCACGUAUGUGUGUGUGUGUGUGUGUGAUUUUGGCUCGCCAAAAAACUUGGUUAUUUAAAACCAACCUUGGCUAUUCUAACGUAAAUUUUAUUAAUAAAAUUACUUAUACAAAGUAAAAGACAACAUUACACGUGUCAAUCAAAUAGAUUUCUCAGCGUCUUAAUUGAAGCUUUUAAUUAGCUCUUUUCAAACGAGCGAUGCGCCGUACGUAAUAAGUGACGUAAUAUUUUUUUAAAAUAGUUGAUCAAUUUAGCAUUCAGCUUAUGCAAUUUUCUCCAAGUAACCGUGACGUUUCUGGCACCGACUUACUUUCUCUCACUCGCUUUUGUUUCGUUUUCUUUUUUAUUUUUUAUUGAGUUUUUUUCGUAUCGUUUAGAUAAGUAAUUUAUCGAAUGACUUUUUCUUUUGUCAAAAUUUUUACUUCAAUAUUUUUGCGUCAUUACGUAUCACAUUUUUCGUCAAAUUACUCUAAUGCGUAACGCGUCUAUGUUCUCCGGAUAAUGUGUUAGAUAUUUACAUUCCGAGACAAUGAGACAAAAUUUAAUAUAAAAAAUAAUCGUCCGCAUUUAUCGAAAACAAUUUCUUUUUUUUCCAUCUUUUCUCGAACGACAGUAAUUACAACACCGCAUUUUCAUGCCGACAUGGAAAAGUGGGGACUGACUCUCACCGCUCGAGCGACGGCGGCGAAACGUCUUUCGCGAACUCACUCGUGUGACUGCAAACUACGUAAACGUAUCGAUUUCGCAACUUCUACGCGAACGAUCGCAUAUUAGCGAAUAAUUGUGAGCGUUGUACAAUUAAAAGUUCUUUGAAAUCUUUUAUUUGUUUUAUAUUCAGUGAAAAGUCGACGAUUAUGGAUAGCACUGUGGAGAACUUCGUUGAAAUUCACUCUAUUUGCGACUCGAAUUAUUAUGUACCUUCGGCCAUUCAGCUCGUAGAAAAUUUAAAUGAGUUCGCGAUCGGAUUGCUAAGCGUUGGAUCGAUACUCUCGAUCCUCACAUUCUACUUGGCUGUCGAUACCUGUCAUAAUGUUUUGUCCCAAAAAGAUUCGAGAUUCUUUAAAUCAAACGUUAUCAUGAUCAUGUCGGUUUAUCCGGUAGCGAGUGUUUGCAGUUUUACAGCAAUUGCGAUACCGAGGGGCCAGUUAUUGUCGGAAGCGGUAACGCAGAUGUUUUUAACAACCGCUCUUUAUCGGUUGUACCACCUUCUGCUGGACGUCGGUCGGCGUAAGAUCAACGAAACGCCCACGCUGAUAUUACGAGUCGGCCCUUGUUGCUGUUGGCCCUGUUUACCGUUCCCGGAUGUUCGGAUGACCGACUCCCAUCUGUCCUGGUUGAAAAUCUUGAUCUUGCAGCUCCCAAUAGUCCAGGGCCUUCUAUUCUGCAUAUUCCUCUUCAUGGCGGCCGAGAACACGACACUCGCUGACCAAUAUAUGAUCUACUUUCAACCGAUCAUGGUGACCAGCAUAUUGUUGGGAAUAUACAGUCUGACGGUUGCCACGAAAACGUUGCACAAAGUAGCUCCGGAGGCCAAAUUGCAUUUUAAAACGCUGGUGUUACAAUUGGUGCUCCUGUUCUCGAAGCUGCAGUUGGGUAUCAUCAGAAGUCUGUCGAGUCUGUUUCCGUGCAAUCCUCCAAUUUCACCGGCGGUUUACGCCAACGUGACGUUUAACGCUUUGAUGCUACUCGAAAUGUUGCUGCUGUGCUACGUCGCUCGACGUAUAUAUUACGUUGAUUUGGAUAAGAAUCAAGAAUCGGACGCCGCGACGGAUCAAACGAGAACUUCGACGGAUAAUUCGGCAAACGGCGCCAACAAGCAACUUCCCUCGACGAUAGCGUAGUUAAUAUGAGACGCGUGAGAGAACGGCACUGGCACUUUGUCAUAUACGUAUUUGUGUCUAAGCGAUGUUUUGUAAAUAGUAUUGAAAAAUGACACACAAAAUUGACGCGCACGUUUCGAAAUCUUCGCAGCGCAAGAUUGUCGAAAGCAUCUCCUCGUUCCGACGAUGUUAGUGAACUAACGAACAUUGUGUUUUUUUUCGAAAUUUCGAAAGGAAUAAGUACAAAAUAUUGAUAACUCGCAGCUCAAAAUUGAAUUAAGUAAAACAAAUUGGCAAUAGAGCAGCGACGCGGUUAUUGGUGCGUAAAAAAAAUGUUGGUUAUUAAAAAACAAAUGUUAAACCAAGGUUAAAUACAACUUUUUAAGCAAUGAUAACGGUUCGGAAAUUGAAUACAAGUAAUAAAUCGGCAAUGGAGCCGACGCGGUUAUUUGGCGCGCGCAUAAACCUUAUCAUUUAUUAAAAAGCAAAUGUCGGGCCGCGUUAAAUACAAAUUAAACCAGUGAUAACGGCUCGGACGUACAAAUUCGAUACAACAGUUAUCGCGCGCCAAUAAAUAACCGCGCGUUGAUUCUAACUGUCAAUUUAUCGCUUGUAUUCGAUAAACAAUAAAAUUUGCGUUUUUUUUCGAAAAAGACUGUGAAGAAACAGAUGUGUCGAUUUUAAAAGAGAUUAGUAUCUUAUACUCAUUGCGGAUAUUAUUAUGUGAGAUUUCUCAUUUUUAAGCAAUUAAUAAGUGUUUAAUUAAAAGUGAUAAUUCUUUUUGCGCAGGUGCGAUUGAAAACUACUACAGUAGUAUCGAUCGCGAAUCCGAGAGGCAAAACGUAAAUCACAAAUCGAAAAGACAUUUACGCGGUCUGUUGCGCGCGUAGCAAACGAUCAAGUAGGUACAUGUAAAAAGAAUCCUAUGAUCUUACACAAUGAUGGUGUCCGUUUUUUUAUGAGUCAUCACCGAACCGACGUGCAUGUACCAUAAAUAAUAUGCGGUGUUAAUGUAUAUAUAUAUAUAUGCGAAUGCGACUAAUUAUACAAUAACAAUAUGUUUGAGAUUUCCGAAGUUAGUUUAUAAGUUUUUAGGCCGAGGACUUUAGUCUGUAAUUUGUUUAAUUAUUGUAAAAAGAAAAAAAAACACACAAUCGAGAGUUUGUACAUAAAAAAACAAUAACAAUAAAAAAAAUGUUCAAUUGAG